AUGUCUUUCGUUAAAUCUCGUACUGUUGGCAUUUGUUCAUUUGCUAAUUUUAUAAAUGCAGCCGAUAGAGCAAUUAUGCCAAUUGCCAUUAUUCCAAUGGCAAAAGAAUUCAAUUGGAAUUUACGUUUACAAGGUUAUAUACUUUCAGCAUUUCCUAUAGGAUAUUUAACAAGUCAACUAUUUACUCAUAUUUUUGUCAAACGUUUUGGAACAAGAGCUGUUCUUGCUUUUGCUGUGUUUACAUGGUCAUUAGUAACAUUUGUGACGCCUUUUUUGGCACCUUGGCCUUUUUUACUUAUUUGCUCAAGAAUUACAUUAGGAUUCGGAGAAGGAUUAGCUCUACCAACAAUUUUUCAUAUUUUUAGUAAUUAUGUACCAAUGGAAGAACGAUCAAGAUCUUUUAGUUAUCUUAUUGCAUUAGGUUCUGUCGGACAAACAUUUGCAGCUGUGAUAUGUCCUCAUAUGGCUUGGCGUUUUGUUUUUAUUCUUUUUGGUGUAAUGGGAUUUUUAUGGACAUUUUUUUGGAUUAUUACUUACCGUGAAAUUAAUAAUCCUUCUAUUGGAAAUGAAGAAACAUGUUUUCCUUUAUCACCGAAAUUAAACAUUAAAAAUUAUCGAUGGAUUGAAUUUAUUUCACAUUGGCCUUUAUGGGCUAUUUAUAUAGCACAUUUUUCUAUGAAUUGGUCAUCAUAUAUUGUUAUGGUAUGGUUACCAUCUUAUUUAACGAAAACAUUUGAUGCUGAUCCAACUAGUUUAUCAUUUACAGCAUUUCCAUAUGUUAUGAAUUGUUUAGCGGGUGUUGGUGCGGGUCAUUUUGCUGAUUUUCUCAUACAAAAUCAUUGGACAUUAUUAUCCGUUCGUCGAUUAAUGACAGCUGUUGGUUUACUUGGACCUGCUUUAUUUAUGAUUCUUUUUAUCUCAGUAGAUAGUUUACUACUUGCCUUUCUUUUUAUAUCGAUAAGUAUGGGUUUAAGUGCAUGUAAUUCAGCUGGUCAUUUAUCGAAUCAUGCUGAUAUAGCACCCAAUCAUGCUGGUAUUACAUUUGCUAUAUCAAAUACACUUGCUACUAUACCAGGAAUCUUAGCUGGUCCUGUAACAGCUGAAUUAGUUGUUGCAAGUAAUAAUCGUUGGUUUCCUGUGUUUAUUAUUGCAAGUGCAGUUAAUUUUGUUGGUGCCAUUAUAUAUCAAAGCCAAAGUGCAUCAACACAAAUUCUGUGA
Molecule: messenger RNA, 1218 nt
Organism: Rotaria sp. Silwood2
Lineage: Eukaryota; Metazoa; Rotifera; Eurotatoria; Philodinida; Philodinidae
Source: the annotation of a GenBank genome assembly